Lineus longissimus is the source of this 5989-nucleotide messenger RNA. RefSeq names its product tyrosine-protein phosphatase non-receptor type 12-like. Gene Ontology annotation, biological process: peptidyl-tyrosine dephosphorylation. The transcript has 18 exons. Gene Ontology annotation, cellular component: cytoplasm; nucleus. NCBI's taxonomy places the organism in Eukaryota, Metazoa, Nemertea, Pilidiophora, Heteronemertea, Lineidae. Gene Ontology annotation, molecular function: non-membrane spanning protein tyrosine phosphatase activity. The record is from RefSeq and is a predicted model, not a curated record. The coding region runs from base 107 to 3604 and encodes 1165 amino acids.
GUGAAAAUAAACAAGGCCAUGCUUUUACUUCCUGGUUUGAGAGUCUGUUUGAGAAACUUCAAUAAAUAGGUAUUAAAAGUGUCAUGAAUGUCACGAUCGGUACAAAAUGUCUCUGAAAGCUUUGCUACAGAAGUUUCUUGAUCAAGAGCAGCUAUUUUCAUCUGAAGAUAAUCCAUUUCACGCUGAGUUCUUGGAGUUGCGUGAUUUUAGCCGGCAGCUGAACUUGGUUGAGGGUUAUGAAGCUUUGGCCGGAGCAACUGAAGAAAACAUUAAAAAGAACAGAUACAAAGACAUACGACCAUUUGAUACGACUAGAGUGUGUCUGCCGAUAAUCCCAGGAUUACCAGGGUCUGAUUACAUCAAUGCGAAUUUCAUUCGGGGUCAUCAUGGUGGGGUAGCUUACAUUGCCUCACAGGGACCCAUGCCCCACACCGUCGAUGACUUCUGGGCGAUGCUGUGGAAGUAUGAGAUCAAAGUGGUCAUCAUGGCUUGUAAUGAACGGGAGGGAGGGAAGGCAAAGUGCGAGAGAUACUGGGCCUAUAGUGGUGAGGAGAAGUCCUUCAGAGGAAUCACUGUCAAACUGAAAAAGGAGGAAAAUAUAUGCGAAGACUUUUGCAAACGACACCUAGUGGCAAGGAAAGGAACUGAAGAACGCUGUCUACAGCAGUUUCACUACAUUAAUUGGCCUGACCAUGGAGCCCCCGAGUCCUGCUCGUCAUUACUAGAGAUGGUGGCGAAAAUGCGUGUGGAUCAGCCUGGUGAUUCGCCACCUAUUGUGAUCCACUGCAGUGCUGGUUGUGGCCGGACCGGAACAAUUUGUGCUGUUGAUUAUGCUUGGAAUGUCCUCAAGAGUGGGGCUCUCACCGAAGACUUCAACAUCAAAAACAUCAUUUUGGAGAUGAGAAAACAACGUCCGUCCAUUGUACAGUCUAAGGAUCAAUACAUUCUUGUUCACCAAGCAAUCGCCGAGUUAUUUGAGCGCCACCUUUCAAUGAUUAAAGAUCACUUAUACGAGAAUGUAAUGCUAGAAGGAUCGGGAAGGCCAAUUGUCGAGGAUUCUAUCUAUGAAGACGUAGGGAGUAUGAACAAGGAUGAAUCGUUUGAGGAAGACAUCUAUGUAAAUGCUGACGAAUUGCCGAUCAAGUGUCUAUCGUCUCCCACAUCUGAGAAAAUGAUCCGGGAAACUAUUGAAAACAUGGUUACGGACGAAGACGAUGAAACACCUGAUAAAGUCUACUCAGUUUCGCGCGCCCUUAGUAAAAUCAACGCGAAAACCCCGUCCGAGGAGAAGGUCAAAGUUUGUCCUGGACCUCCGGCGCUUCCGGUGAAAAAAUCUAAUCUGCCUGAGCAAAAUGAUGACAGGCGAUCGGAACCCAUUCUAAACAGUACAGCUGACAAACUCCCAGCUAAGCGGAAGUUUUCCUUUAGUUCGCUAAAGAAAAAUGAUCGAGGUAAAGCAGAGGUUGUUGACAAUUUGGCAAAUAGAUCUAGUCAGGAGAAUACUGCGGAGGAACGUAAAAUAAAUAUGAAUGAACUGAGACAAAAACUAGAGCAAACUGUAAUAGCUGGACCGGUGAUGGCACCAGCAAGUGGAAAAAAAAGGACUCUGGCUGGUGACAGAGUUUUUCGACAAAAGCCUGAUAAACUGUCUCAAAAACUGGAACUUCCAUUCAAGCCAUCUCAAAAGCCACAGAAACCUGAUAAACUUAAUCCAAAACCAGAUAAACCUACUCAAAAACCAGAUAAACCUAUCCAAAAUCUCGAAAACUCAAACCUAAGUGUUGUCAAGGAACUACUGCAGCGGAAGCAUGCCAGUUCAGAUAGUUUAGAUGGAGCCUCGAGGCCUGAGCCAGUGGCUAAGAUUAGUCGUGGACACUCCGACAGCGAUGUCAGUUCUGAACAACCGAAAGAAGACAGGAGGAUCCCACUUCCUCUACCACGUGGAGAUAAACCUCAUGUCGUGCUAUCGGAGAAUUCUGAGUAUUCUGAGCCGUAUGAAUUUAUCAAAGGCGUAACAAUGGAUUUGCGGCGCUCCUAUUCAGAUACGGGAGAAUUCGUGCUAGGCUCGCCACCUCGCGUAGUAUCAGAGCAAGGGGUUAGUUGUAAUGAUGAUGGGAAUUCGGUAAAGAGACGGACGAUCACGCACCCCAAGUGGAUUGGGGACGAUGAUGCGUAUGCCUACGUCGGAGGAGGACCAACUGGUUAUAAUCAGGAACUCGCACCAGACGGUUCUGAUUCUGAAAAUAAUGCCCCGAAUGACCAAGAUUUGGUCGUCAUACGACGCACCAAGCUCCUCCCCGAGUGGUUGGAUGAUGAAGACCCCUAUGCAAUAUUAGGUGGUAAACCGCAGAUAACUGAUUCUGUCGGUGUUGAGGAAAAAGAAAAAGGGAAGACUGAAAGCGACAACUGCGUCUAUUCAGUUAAGACACAACGACAGCACAGAAAGCAGUUAAUAGACUAUGCUGUUUAUAAGCUUGCUUCAGCUUCAGACAAUGACACUUUUCCGUUCCAGGAGAAUCCCCCUGACACCUCAGUCAACCCCCCUGCCCUCAGUUCCUCCGUAAUAGACAGUGACCCAAGUAAAUCAGUAGCAGUAGCAGGCACAUACUCCUGUGAGGGUGAUUCACCGGCCCCUAGCUUCAGUCCUCCAAUUCAGCCAGAUGAAUACCCUUCUAUAGAUUCUGGGUUAGAAACAGAGUCAGAGCGUAACCUUGAUAAUCCCAAAAAAACUAUCCGGUCGAGGUCCGAGCCAUUUGAACAACCGCCAAAACUUUCAAAAAUUCCAGACAGAUCGUUCUCGUUGACACCAACGGUGGAUAAUGUUUAUGAAGAGGUUGCGUUUGGGGAUGGCCACUUUAACUUUGGAAAGACUAACGAGGAAAGUCUCCCCGACCUGCCAAAGAAGGGACAAAACUCAACGCUAGAUAUUCAAAGGGGCCAAUUAGAUUCGGUUCCUCCUGACUUACCUCCCAGGAGCCCCAUUGAUCCAGCUCCCCGUGUUGACGAAUCAAGGUCUGCUGCAGCUGAACCCCAGCUUCCGGAACUCUCAUCUACGACAACAUCUUUAAAUCAAUCGCCGAAUACUCAGCAAAGAAAUACAACAAAUCCAUUUUUAGCAGCACUUAAAAGUCUGUCUCCGACGAAACAACUCGCGACCUUUUUCCCCUCCUUGGUGCAGGGUCCUGACCAUCCUACUGAUGAGUGUUCUUCCCCGCAGGUCCCUCAUAAACCUCCCUCUAUCCAGCCUCCAAAUGGUGCUUCUGCCACCUGGCAUGACCAAGACAGCGGAGAGGAAGACUUCCGACCGCCGGUGCCGACGAAAUCGUUUGAGGAAGACCGACGUGUUGUACCAGCCAGGUCCAUGCCGGAGAUUCCCGAUCUAGGCAGGUCAAAUGAACCGAGUGUGAAGGAUACUCGUGGGGGAAAGUUCAAGUUUAGCUUUGCAACACUUAAGAGCAAGUUUCAAGGUUCUUCAACGUUUGAUACCAUAUCCCUUAGAGGAGAUGAUUCGAAACUUGUGACGAUACCUGAGUUUCUAGGCUAUCCGAAUAGAAUAGACAAGCCGAAGGGGCCUCGCCGAGCUCCCUGGAGUACGGUGGGCUAACGGCCGCUGAAUCUUCUGGAGAUAGCCGCUCAAUUGAAAAUGUUGAUGGGGUUAUGUUCUUGAUGGUGUGCAAGUCUGUUUGAAACCUUAUUAUCAAAACAAUGGUGCCAUCUUUUGGUUUUUUGGGUUGUUUUAAAUCCUCAUUGUGAUUAGAGUAAUCAAAGGCUGUGCAGUUCAAACCUACUAAACCUUUUAGUUUAAGAUUGUACAGGUGAACGCUUUUAUGAGGAGGAAUAUCUGUGUUGACAAACAUAGAGAUAAGUUGUUUGUUUCCUGAUUGAUUCUUGUUAGAUAUUAAUGAUAUGUUGUCCUCCCUGUUGUCCUUGACAGCUCACGCUCAAAUGAGAGCUGAAUUGGUUGCCCUUCCAUGAUACCCAAGAGUGCCUUAGCAUAAAUUCUGUGAUAUUGUUAUUUUUCAUCCAUCCAAGUGAAAUACUGUGUUGACAGGUUUAAGCCAGUUGAGGAGUGCCAGAAGCCUUUUUGACCUGUAAUGCACUUAUGUGUAAUAGGUGAGCCUCUCCUGCUUUAAGCUGUGUUGACAGGUUUAAGCCAGUUGAGAAGUGCCAGAAGCCUUUCUGACCUGUAAUGCACCUAUGUGUAAUAGGUGCGCCUCUCCUGCUUUAAGCUGUGUCAACAGGUUUAAGCCAGUUGGUCGAGGGGCACCUGGUCAAUAGACCUCUUUAACCAGUAAUACACCUAUGUGUGAGAGACUUGCAUCUUGUGGCUUGUACCCAUUGACACAGUAUAUUCAGAAUAUAUUAAGAAUCUUGUUCAUAGGCCCAUUUAGUUGGAGUUUUAGAAAGUAGAUCAAAUUACAGAUUGACCUGUUAUGAUCAUUUGGGAUUUUACAAAGCAGUGGUGUGUUCGGAAGUAGAAUUCUAAUUUAUUUUGCGAGUGAUAUUUAUUGCUGCUAUCUGUGACAAUCAUUGCUGUGAUGAGCGAUAAAAAGUCGUUUGUCUGCGAGUUGCUGGCUUUGAUAUUGAUUGAGGUCACAGCAAUUGUGAAUUCUCGCACCUGCAAUGACCAAAUGAGAGAUUAUUGUCGCAUGCGCUCAUGAUCACAAGUCACAGCGACAAAAAUCGCUUGUUUGCUCAACAGGAACAAAUGCUGGCAGAAAUAUUUUUGAUUUGUGCAGCAGUUGUAUUUAAGAAUAUUUGGUGCUCUUUUAAUAGUAUUUGCUGAUUGUCCUGCACUCAUGAAUAAUUUUUGUCUAUCACAUAGUUUUAUGUCUUGCACAGAGUAAUGCUCCUUAUUAACAAAAAUAUUGUAUCCUUCUACAACUUUGUUGAGGGGGACUAUAGGCAUGGGCUGGCGGGUCAAAGCAGUCGUCCUCAUGGACUAGCAUGCAAAGUUUGAGGGGACUGGGCUGUGUUUGAUAUACUCCUUGUACAAGCGUGAACAGUGUCAAUUUAUUGUGUUGUGGGAGAGACCCCUAUUGGUGACACUGUGUAACUUAAUCUGACCUACGUAGCUCAUGCCUAUAGAGUUCCUUUAAGAGUAGUGACACUGUUAUUGUACAGCACUUUGUGACAGCCCGCUCCCAGUGUAAAGUGCUCUAUUAAAGGAGGCGUGGCUCAAUAUGUGCUGGGCUGGAGUAUGUGUAGUUUGCAGAGUUCCUGUAUGGUGGAUGACUUUGGGAUCAUAAAAUGUACACAGGCAUACUACAAACGGUGCACAUUUUCAGAUGUAUAUCUGUAACGCUCUCUACACAAUAACAAUGUAACUAUCACCAGUGAUGAAUGCCUCCUGGCAAUAUCUUGAAACUGCUCCCUUCAAGCUGCCAGCUAUUGCUAUACUCGAGCCAAACCAAUGGUAGUAUUAUAUAAUGUUCGAAGAUACUUUUAUGUGAUAUAUAUUUAUCCUGGUGCGAAUUUCUAAUGCUCGGGCGAGGAAAGGUUCGUUGUUUUUUUUGGCAUUGAGGCUUUAGGUUCAUCCGUCACUUGACUGAUAUUCGGACAGACCUGACAUUGAAUCAUGGGAUGGCUCUCUCUCAGAUACCAUUGGCUGGUUCCAAUAUAUUAUGCAAAACAUCAGAGUUGAAGGUCACAGAGUUUACAUUCACUGCUGUUUUAGUCCACCAGACCAAAAUGAGUUCGAUAUAGAAAACGUCUGUUGUUCGCACAACCACGGAUGAAAAAUAAACAAUUGUGGAGUAUAACGUGUAUUAAGAACUGGUUAUUUCAUAUCCAAGAAACUUCCUGGUGAGCUUAGUUAUGUCUGAUUAGACUCCUGCUGGUGAUCAUCACAUCAUAUUUAUCAUAUUGUAUAAUAUAUUCAUCUUGAUCUUUUUCUGAGGAUCCAUGUGCUUUUUACUUCAGAAUCUGAAUGAGACAAAGGUUAUAUUCUUAUAUUUUAUUAUUCGGGAAUAAAUUUAAUUCAAAUCAA